AUGGAUGCCACAGAGUUUCGGAAAAGAGGAAAAGAAAUGGUGGAUUACAUUGCAGAUUACAUUGAGAAGAUAGAGGAGCGACAGGUCUAUCCUGAUGUAGAGCCAGGUUACUUAAGAGCCCUCAUUCCAGAAUUUGCUCCUGAAAAACCUGAGAGAUUUGAAGACAUCCUUAAAGAUGUUGAAAGGAUAAUUAUGCCUGGGGUCACUCAUUGGCACAGUCCCUACUUCUUUGCCUAUUUUCCUACUGCCAACUCUUUCCCGGCUCUUUUGGCUGAUAUGUUAUCUGGGGGCAUAGGAUGCAUUGGAUUUUCAUGGGCUUCAAGCCCAGCUUGUACCGAAUUGGAAACAGUAAUGCUGGAUUGGCUAGGAAAGAUGAUCAAUUUGCCUCCACAAUUUCUGGCUGGGAAGGAUGGAGAAGGAGGUGGGGUAAUCCAGGGAACUGCCAGUGAAGCUACCUUGGUUGCCCUGCUGGCAGCUCGAACCAAAGCAAUCCAUCAUGUUCAGUUAGACAAUGAAAAUCUGACUCAGGGAGAAAUCAUUGGUCGACUGAUAGCUUAUACUUCUGAUCAAGCUCAUUCAUCAGUUGAAAAAGAUGUCUUGAUUGCGGGAGUGAAAAUUAAACAAGUUUCCACAGAUGACUCAUUUUCUGUACGUGGGCCAACUCUAAGAAAAGUUAUAGAUGCAGAUAAAGCUGCUGGUCUUAUCCCAUUCUUUUUGUGUGCAACUCUUGGAACUACAACAUGCUGCUCCUUUGACAAUCUGCUAGAACUGGGUCCCAUUUGUAAUGAGGAGAAUAUUUGGAUGCAUAUUGAUGCAGCCUAUGCUGGGAGUGCUUUCAUCUGCCCUGAAUUUCGUUACCUUCUCAAUGGAGUAGAGUAUGCAGAUUCAUUCAACUUCAACCCUCAUAAGUGGCUCCUGGUCAACUUUGAUUGUUCUACUAUGUGGGUGAAGAAGAGAUCGGAUUUAACGUGUGCCUUUAAAAUAGAUCCUGUUUACUUGAAGCAUGAUCAUGAUGAAUCUGGAUGCAUUACAGAUUACAGGCACUGGCAGAUUCCUUUAGGUAGAAGAUUCCGUUCUUUGAAAAUGUGGUUUGUGUUCCGAAUGUAUGGUGUGAAUGGAUUACAAGAAUACAUCCGCAAGCAUGUUAGGAUAGCACAUGAAUUUAAGGACUUGGUGCUACAAGAUGAUCGAUUUGAAAUUUGUGCUGAUGUCAUACUGGGAUUAGUAUGCUUCCGAUUAAAGGGCAGCAAUGAACUUAAUGAAGUGCUUCUUAAAAACAUAAAUGAUGCCAGGAAGAUUCAUCUUGUUCCAUGUCAUCUGAGAGGAAAAUUUGUGCUGCGUUUUGCAAUUUGUGCCCGCACAGUGGAAUCCUCCCAUAUCCAGUUUGCCUGGAAGCACAUCACAACAAUGGCAAGUGUACUUCUGAAAACACAAAAACAGAGUACUGACUAAAAGA
Protobothrops mucrosquamatus (brown spotted pit viper) is the source of this 1456-nucleotide messenger RNA. It is a transcript of the gene DDC, whose product is annotated as dopa decarboxylase. Gene Ontology annotation, molecular function: aromatic-L-amino-acid decarboxylase activity; pyridoxal phosphate binding. NCBI's taxonomy places the organism in Eukaryota, Metazoa, Chordata, Lepidosauria, Squamata, Viperidae. The transcript is spliced from 13 exons. Gene Ontology annotation, biological process: serotonin biosynthetic process; amino acid metabolic process; catecholamine metabolic process. The coding region runs from base 1 to 1452 and encodes 483 amino acids. The record is from RefSeq and is a predicted model, not a curated record.